Messenger RNA from Psammomys obesus (fat sand rat), 1562 nucleotides. It is a transcript of the gene Yars2, whose product is annotated as tyrosyl-tRNA synthetase 2. Bases 17 to 1435 code for a protein of 472 amino acids. Gene Ontology annotation, cellular component: cytosol; mitochondrion. The record is from RefSeq and is a predicted model, not a curated record. NCBI's taxonomy places the organism in Eukaryota, Metazoa, Chordata, Mammalia, Rodentia, Muridae. The transcript is spliced from 5 exons. Gene Ontology annotation, molecular function: tyrosine-tRNA ligase activity; ATP binding; RNA binding. Gene Ontology annotation, biological process: tyrosyl-tRNA aminoacylation.
UUGCGUGCACCGCAAGAUGGCGGCUGCCACACUGAGACAACUGUCCCCGGUACCCCAGUCGCGAGUUUGGGCGCGCAGGCUGCGUGCGGUGCGCUCAGGCGCGCGGGGAAUCCUGGCAGCGCCAAGGGCCCGGGGCCUGUUCCAGCAGUUCUUCCCCGAGAGCGGCACGAAGACAGAGCUCCCCGAACUCUUCGACCGCCGCAGGGCGGGCUUGUCGCCCCAGACAGUGUACUGCGGUUUCGACCCCACGGGCGAUUCGCUGCACGUGGGACACCUGCUAACGGUGUUGGGUCUUUUCCACUUCCAGCGUGCCGGCCACAACGUGAUCGCGCUCGUGGGCGGCUCCACAGCCCUCCUGGGAGACCCCAGCGGCCGGACCAAGGAGCGCGAGGCGCUGAGCGCGGAGUGCGUGCAGGCCAACGCGCGCGCCCUGCGGCAAGGGCUCGAGAGCCUAGCAGCCAACCACGAGCGGCUGUUCGCGGACCGGCGACCCUGGGGCACGUUCACGGUGCUGGACAACGCGGCCUGGUUCCAGGAGCAGCACCUAGUGGAUUUUCUGGCCACUGUGGGCGGCCACUUCCGCAUGGGUACUCUACUGAGCCGGCUGAGCGUGCAGUCUCGUCUCAAGAGCCCGGAAGGCAUGAGCUUGGCCGAGUUCUUUUACCAGGUGCUCCAGGCCUAUGACUUCUACUACCUCUUCCAGCACUAUGGAUGCCGGGUUCAGCUUGGCGGAUCAGAUCAGCUGGGCAACAUCGUGUCUGGAUACGAGUUCAUCCACAAGUUGACUGGAGAAGAUGUAUUUGGAAUCACUGUUCCAAUAAUUACAAGUACAACCGGAGCAAAGCUGGGAAAGUCUGCUGGCAACGCGGUUUGGCUAAACAGAGAGAAAACAUCACCGUUUGAACUUUAUCAGUUCUUUGUCAGACAGCAAGAUGACUCUGUAGAAAGGUACCUGAAGCUCUUCACUUUCCUGCCCCUUCCAGAGAUUGAGCACAUUAUGCAGCUACAUGUCAAAGAACCAGAAAAGAGGGGUCCUCAGAAACGACUUGCUGCAGAAGUAACAAAGCUUGUUCAUGGACAAGAAGGUCUGGAUUCUGCUAAAAGAUGUACACAAGCCCUUUACCAUAGCAGCAUAGAGGCACUGGAGGUCAUGUCUGACCAAGAGUUAAAAGAAUUGUUUAAAGAAGCUUCAUUUUCUGAAUUAGUUCUCGACCCUGGAACAAGUGUCAUAGACACAUGCCGUAAAGCAAAUGCCAUUCCAGAUGGUCCCCGAGGGUAUCGGAUGAUAACAGAAGGUGGAGUCAGUAUAAAUCACAGACAGGUAACAAAUCCUGAGAGUGUCUUAGUAAUUGGACAACACAUUCUCAAGAAUGGACUCUCCUUACUUAAAAUAGGAAAAAGGAAUUUUUACAUUAUAAAAUGGCUUCAAUUGUGAUUUUGUCAAAAUUUGUCCAUCUAUUUUCAAAAAGCAAGAAUGAAUAUAUACAAGGUCUCCCUCACAAUGUAAAUAUUUCUUGUGCAUUUAAAAAUUUUAUUUAAGAUAAAUAAAGUGUUAUUUAAUU